AUGCCUAGGCACAUAGUCCGAAACGGAGCACUAAUUAUUCUAAUAUUUCUACUAGCCUUGCACUUACGGUUCAGACAGCGGCUGGUUUUCACGAAAGAGGCGCAGAUACUAAUACCAAUCAAAUCGAAACUAGUGUUCCCAACAUAUUUCCCGAUUGACGUGGCUCAAAUCCCGGAUUUUAUACACAACACUCCGCCCCUUCAAGAUAAUGACUACUACCACUUCGAGCAUGUGGAGAAACACAGGCCAGAGAGCGUUCCAGUUAAGAAGGAGAACUAUCAUGAACACCCUUUUCAGAUAUAUGACUCUUCGCAAGAUAUCAGCAUGGACUUACACCAGUGUGGAGCGCUCCAGAGCAAUUUUUCAACCCAGGUGAGCGAGGCCACGGAUCUACAUACGCCCUUGUGUGAUAUUGUGGCAAGGCUUAUAGCUGGAAUAGACAUGGGGAAUGAUCCCUACCUUAGGGAGUUGGCACCGUAUUUCGAUGCACAGCUUCGCUUACAACUAAAACAUGACGUGUGCCAUCGGCAUUGGUUCAGGCUCGCUGGCUCCUCGGUGUACUUGGAGGACCACGGCUUUCAUCUUUUAAUCUCCCGUCUAGCGUACUCUCCUGAUGGUAACAGGCGUGAUCCUAAAUUCUCUUUGGCAUAUGCGCAGGUGUACAACGAGAUGUGGCAGGAGGUUAACGAUGUGAGUCUUGUAAUUCCUACAAACGAGGCUGGUGCCGAGUUCUUUAUAGACAAGCAAGGAUACAAAGUAUCUCAUUAUCCUCAAAUACUACCUGUGCCCUUUUUCCACAAGUACAGGGAGAAAGCAUCGAGGUACCUUGGCCCCGAGGAUCCAAGGUUGAUACUUCGCAAAAAUGAAAAUGGCCAUGAAGAGCCAAUGAUGGUUUUCAACUUGCACCACCAGAAAUUUGUUUUUGCAGACGACGACGAGGACAAUCAUCUUCUAAAGAAGCCAGCCACCUUCCGAUCGAUGUGGGUGAGCUUCCCCUGGCAGUUUCAAAGAGGCAAAACUAACGUGGACGACCUACUCCACACUCAAUUCGAUAAUUCAACGUACAACAAGGCGAUCGAGCUACGAAUCAAAAACUUACCUCGUCAGGAAAAGCAAAAAAACUGGACUCCAAUGAUUAGUGACGCAGACCGCGAAGAGUAUGGCUACGAUAAAACAAUGCUCUUCAUGUAUCGCUGGACAACGAUGCAAGUUCUCAGAUGUGAUUUAGAAACGGGCAAAUGUGGUUUCGUAUAUCAGCAGAAUGACAAACUAAAAGUCUCCUCUUCGGUCGGACCCUUUAGAGGUGGAACACAAAUGAUAAAUAUUCGCCACAUGUUGCAAGGCCAAAGACAAAAGACCGAUCAAUUGUUACAAUUGUUACCUCCCAAUAGAGAGAUAUGGUUGGGGUUUGCCCGUGCUCACUUGGUCCGAUGUGGUUGUGGAAACGACCUCUAUAGACCCAACUUGGUUGUGGUAACAAAAGACAGAAUAAUGGUCGAUGGAAACCCAAAAAUUCUAUUCAAAAUAAGUCAUGUCUCGUCAUUUGUUUCGCUUAAUGUUGAAAUCCUUCCAUGGGAACCUCUGAAACCCUAUAAACUCUGCUCGGGUACGAAUGCGCUCAUUCCAAAUGGUAUCUCUCACUGGACUGUUUCCUCCAAAAACAGCAAAGAGGUGAAUUCUAAGGAUUUCAUGGAUGAAUUGGUCCUAGCCAUUUCUGUACAAGAUAUCACUGUGUGGAAGUUGAAUAUUAAAGGACUUUUGAGAGCAUUUGUCACCGAUCAGUCCCUCUUCCUCCCAUCUCCUUCUGAGGACAAGGAGCCCAAGAUAGAAAAUGAGAAAUUGCUCAUCCCAUCAGAAUCAGAAUUCAAAGCCAACCGUAUGCCAGGGUAUUCUAAUGACGCCCUUGUGUGUGCAAUGCUCGCAUCAGUACGAUUCUGUGCUGACUACGCAGAAGAGAAGCUUGCAAUCGAAAAGGAUCAUAUUUUGGACACUAUCUUCUUGGUGGAUACAGAAGCGGAAGACACGAAAAUGGAGAAUUAUCUUGAUGAACUUGACGCACUCGGAUUAAAUAUUAUAUAG
Messenger RNA from Candidozyma auris, 2079 nucleotides. Its product is annotated as beta-mannosyltransferase. The transcript has a single exon. Gene Ontology annotation, molecular function: mannosyltransferase activity. Lineage: Eukaryota; Fungi; Ascomycota; Pichiomycetes; Serinales; Metschnikowiaceae. The coding region runs from base 1 to 2079 and encodes 692 amino acids. The record is from RefSeq and is a predicted model, not a curated record.